UAAUAUUCUACCUAAGUUCAGAAAUCAGAACAAUCCAAACCAAAACACAGCUUCCAAGCUCCAAGAGAAAACAGAAUCAAAUAAAACUUGUCCUUAUAUAGCAAAAAUGUGUGCAUUAGUACCUCCAUUGUUCCCAAACUUCGGGUGGCCAUCCACGGGAGAGUACAACAGCUACUACCUCUCCGGUGAUAACCUCAACGACGGCGGCUUUCUUGAUUUCCCUGUACCGGAGGAGACUUAUGGAGCGGUUACGGCGGUGGCUCAUAAUCAGAACAGCUUUGGGGGUUCAGUAUCGUCGGAGGGAAAUGAGUUAGGAAACAGUCCGGUCGUGAUCAAGAAGCUUAAUCACAAUGCCAGUGAGCGUGAUCGUCGCAAGAAGAUUAACUCUUUGUUCUCAUCUCUCCGUUCAUGUCUUCCAGCCUCCGACCAAUCGAAGAAGCUAAGCAUUCCUGCCACGGUUUCUCGAAGCUUGAAGUACAUACCGGAGCUGCAAGAGCAAGUGAAGAAGCUAAUUAAAAAGAAGGAAGAGCUCUUGGUGCAAGUAUCAGGUCAAAGAAACAUUGAACAUCACGUUAAGCCGCAACCAAAGGCGGUCGUGACUUAUGCCUCGACGGUUUCUGCGACAAGACUUGGAGACAGCGAAGUGAUGGUCCAAAUCUCAUCUUCCAAGGUUCAUAACUUUUCGAUAUCUAAUGUGUUAAGCGGGUUAGAAGCAGACGGGUUUGUUCUUGUGGAUAUUUCAUCUUCAAGGUCACAAGGAGAAAGGCUUUUCCACACUUUGCAUCUACAAGUGGAGAAGAUUGAAAAUCAAAAGUUGAAUUGCGAAGAGUUAAGCCAGAGGAUAUUGUACUUGUAUGAGGAAUGUGGAAACUCAUUAAGAUGAUAAUUUGUUCUUGUUUCUAUCUAGUUGUGACGCUUUUUCUCUUGAAAACCUAACAUUCUUGACGUCAAAGCGUUGUGUAGUCGAGUUGUUUCGUUUUUUUUUAUGGUCGAAGUCAAUGAUCGAUUAUGACAUGCUAUUAAGUACACUGAUUACUAUAAAUUCAUGUGACAGCUGUAAAUUUUAA
Capsella rubella is the source of this 1067-nucleotide messenger RNA. RefSeq names its product transcription factor ORG3. The coding region runs from base 107 to 883 and encodes 258 amino acids. The record is from RefSeq and is a predicted model, not a curated record. Gene Ontology annotation, cellular component: RNA polymerase II transcription regulator complex. NCBI's taxonomy places the organism in Eukaryota, Viridiplantae, Streptophyta, Magnoliopsida, Brassicales, Brassicaceae. Gene Ontology annotation, molecular function: DNA-binding transcription factor activity, RNA polymerase II-specific; RNA polymerase II transcription regulatory region sequence-specific DNA binding; protein dimerization activity. Gene Ontology annotation, biological process: regulation of transcription by RNA polymerase II. The transcript has 2 exons.